AGCUCCAAGCUCGCCGACAACCCACGACAUUGCCUUGCGAAUUCUCCCAAACCCCUCCGACCCCUCCGACCUCCGACCCCGACCUGCGAACCCGACCUGUGAACGAUAUCAAUUUGUUCUCUCCGUCCGGAUUCUUCGUCUCUCACACAGAUACCCAACGAUUUCGAAAAUGGAAUUCGGCAACUCGGGCUCGCUGAGCGAAGAUGGCAUCCAUCUCGAUAUGGACCGGUUGAAGAAGGGGGAGGUCAACCUAGGCACCUCGAUCAUGGCAGUGACAUUCAAAGACGGCGUCAUCCUGGGGGCCGAUUCGCGCACAACAACGGGCGCCUACAUCGCCAACCGCGUGACCGACAAGCUCACCCAGGUACACGACACCAUCUGGUGCUGCCGGUCUGGGUCGGCCGCCGACACACAGGCCGUGGCCGACAUCGUCAAGUACCAGCUCGAGCUGUUCUCCAUGAUGAACGGCAAGCCGCCGACGACGCAGACCGCCGCCGCCAUCUUCCAAGAGAUCUGCUACGCCAACAAAGACCGGCUGACAGCCGGGCUCAUCAUCGCGGGCUGGGACGAGCGGCACGGCGGGCAGGUGUACAGCAUCCCGAUCGGCGGAUCGCUGCACAAGCAGCCCUACGCGAUCGGCGGGUCGGGCUCGACGUACAUCUACGGCUUCUGCGACGCGCACUGGCGCGAGGGCAUGGACGAGGCGGCCGCCGUCGACUUCGUCAAGGCCGCGCUCCAGGAGGCCAUCAAGUGGGACGGCAGCUCCGGCGGCGUCAUCCGCUUGGUCGUGCUGACCGCCAAGGGCGCCGACAGGCACCUGUACCUGCCCGACACCGGCUACAAGGUGCGGCAUCAGUGAUCGGUGCAGUCAGUU
Molecule: messenger RNA, 874 nt
Organism: Thermothielavioides terrestris NRRL 8126
Lineage: Eukaryota; Fungi; Ascomycota; Sordariomycetes; Sordariales; Chaetomiaceae
Exons: 5
Coding region: 170-859 (229 amino acids)
Cellular component (GO): proteasome core complex
Molecular function (GO): threonine-type endopeptidase activity
Source: RefSeq, a predicted model, not a curated record